GUUCCAGAUACUUCCUUUCCCUGGCUUCCACCUUCCGUUUUCUCCGUAUAAAGAAAGUCUCAGCAUGCCCUUCUGAUUCAGAAGCAAAAAGCAAGACAUCGAUCCCAGCUCUGCCAGGCUAGCCAGGCAAUGCGCGCUGCCUGCACAGCUGAGAACUGCAGCCAGAGUACAGCUCCCACCACCACCCCUAAGCGCCAGGGAAAUGGUAAGAAAUACAGGAUCUUCCAAAAGAACGCAGGAGAAUUAGUAAGUCUGGGACCUCAACACAAUCUAGACAAAAUUUACUCAUUAUCUGAAUCUAGUUGAGGUCUGCUAUUUGAGAAGUUGUGCAUUAGAUAUUUGUGUAACUAAUAAAAAUAUUAAUAGUUAUAUGAGGAUUUUUGACAGGAAGGAUAUAAACACUCAUGUUUCAGGGCACAAGCUAAUCAUUGAAUUAAGGAGGAUUAGGAAGACAUUUCUUACAGGCAGGUUAUUCCAUAAAAGUAUAUUAUACAGUGUAUUAUUCCAGUGCAUCUUCACUGGAAACCACUACUAUUAGUCAGUCUUGGGGACAGAAUAAUGAAGUAAGCCAACUGACAACCUGGUCCAGGAUAGCAGUUACUAGAUCCAUAUGUAACAAAAGUCCAGUCCUAACUGGAUAUGAUUUGCUUUCCAAUUGUUAUUUUCCUUUUUUAUAUACCAUGAAGGACAUUUAUCCUUGUUUGCAGUGAUGCAGUAUGUCAAAGUGACAGCUUUGCACUGCUGUAACCUUGGUUUAGAUAUCGUAUUUACAUCUGAUAAGGAAGUAGAAGAUGUAAAUAUGCAAAUGUAUAUCAAGAGUAAAAAAAGUAUGGCUGUGAGGUUUAGGGAGACGUUAGUGCAAUAGCUAAAUUAACAGCGCUCCUUAGUAAGAAAAGCUCAUCAGACACAUUUUAAAGAGACAGAAAGAGACCAGUGAAUAUGCUGCUUUCACUGUCAGCUUGGACCUGAUUGUACAGCAUUUGCCACAGUUGAGCUGUUACCCCUAGGUGUUAACAGAGUAUAUAUUACAUAUGCACAUAAAUAUGUAUAUUUGUGUGUAUUUCUGAAAGGUCCAGAGAGGGAAGCACAUGGGGAAUGGAGAGAUGCUGGCCAGCAGGAGCAGCAUCAGGUCCUAACUGGUGUCACCUCCCUUUGGGCACCCAAACAAAGAUGAGUUUUAAGGAGGGCUAGGGCAAAGAUUACACAUAGUUUUAGUGUAACUUACAGAAAUGCCUCCCAAAUAUGAGAUGGCAAACACAAGAAAGCGAGCCAUGGAAAUCCAACAGGUGUACAGUGGAGGCUGGCAUCGGGACACUUCAAGAGACUUAACCCAUCUGUAUUGAAAGAGAACAGCCAGUAAGGGCGUAGAUAAACUGAGAAGGGAGCUGGAAGUGAAAGCAAGUUUUUGACUGAUACAACACAGAGGGGAGCCAUUUGAGGGAUGCCAAGAGAGAGGGGGCAAUGUAAAGAAAGGUAUUGGGGGAAAAAAUACCUUUUCCAUGAGUGUUGUGGUCAAUUUUCUAACCACAGAUUCAUCACAGGGCAAUGAGUCAAGCUAUCUAGAACUAAUAUGACAUGCAUGGCAGUCAUUCCUCAGAGAUGUCUGCAGAGACACUACAUGGACCUCAACCGUGUCCUCCUUAAAAUUCACCCCUGCUGUGAUACAAACAGGAAAAGCUCAGCAAUGAUUAAUCUGAUGGUUUCCAGUCACUGCCUGGAAUCAUAUUGUUGACCAGUAUGAUCUCACUGUUACCUUGUGCUUGCAUUGUUUUCUUUAUAGACCUGUCAGCUCUUUAUUUUGAUUACAAGGUGUUCAACGUAACAAUUAAAAAAAACAACCCAGAAUGCUAACACAAUGUUGGCAGUUCUGACUGAAUGUACUGCCAGUCCUACCCUCCCCUCUUUGUCUCUUUCAUUGUGAUAUACCACUCUUUUCCUCACAGCAACACCACUCUGCUACAGCUGUGCUGUAAGCUGAAAUUUGAAAUUGAUUUGGCUAGAAACACUGGAGGCAGGGGGAAGUGCUGGAUUUCUUUUUGCUGGAUCAGUUCCCCCAUCUGGUGGAGCGUACAACCCCACCUGGAUUGUGCCAGCACAGCAGAGGGAAAAGGGGCAGUACAGGAGCGGGGCAGAAAAGGGGGGCUGUGGGACAUGGCCAUCCAUAACCCAGUAUUGGUACCAAAUACUUUAAAACACUACAUCACAACUUUAUGCAGGGACAUCUAGGCAUUCCCCCUACACAAAUAAUAAAUACCCAUAAUAAAAGUGUAAAUAAAAAAAAUAUUAUUCAUACUCCCCUAAGGAGAAAUUCAUCAUUCAUAAGUGAUUGUAGAAAUUUCAAUCAAAUACUAAUAGUCUAAAUUAGAAACAAGAUUGCAGUUGGUUAAUUCUGGAGUGUAGAUCAAGCUGGACACAGAUUUUCUUUGUCACUUGUGAGAGCCCACAUCACACUACAGAUUCAGUAGCUAUCCAAACCAAAGCCCGUUCUUUUUAGAAAAAAUCACAAUAAUUGUUAGUGGUUCAAGGAACCUCACAGUAACAGACUAGCAGAAUGUGAAAGGCAAAUGAAAGACUAGGGCAAAGGACGAGCAUUCAGUUAUGCUUUCAAGAGGUGCUUUCAACUCAGUAAUAAGCUAAAAUAAGUAGGUUUUUGUCCCCUUUAAUUUUGAAAAACCUAACAUGGGGCUUAAAAUAACAUUUUUACAAUGAUAAUUUUGUUGUUUGGAUUAUGAUUGCUUUUUAAACCUACUAUUCAUUAAAAUAUCUGCUCUUUUUUUCCCCCCACUGACUCAGUCUCUUGGUUAUAUAAAAUUGCUGGUGCUUUUGUCAUUCCUGUGCCCGGUUGGAGAACUAGCUCAGCAACAUUUGUGUAGUCAAAUAAAGCAAGUAAGCCUUACUUUGUGCCAUGAUGUGUUCCUUACACAGACAAAAUAAAAGGAGAAAUCCCAACCCCACCAAAGUGAAGGGAAACAAAUCACGCCUUAAAUUCAGCAGCAUUAAGAUUUGACCUCAGCUUUUUUUUCCAGAGUCAAGAGUGCCAGACUAAGUCCAUCUGGAGUGUCUCCUUCGGCAUUCAGCUUGACUUGUGACAUGGUAUGUUCAGCAGAGAGACUUAUGAACACCAAGUCUUGGUUCUGAAGUCUAGCAUAAUGAAAGUCAAGAAUACGUACUUAACUGAUCAUCAAAUAACAUGCCCUUGUUGCAAUUUCAAAUGCAGUUCUGCAAAGGAGCUUUAGGAAUGACACUAAAGUAGAUAACAAUCUGUGCUCCUAAUUACAUUUCUUGUUACAGUUAACGAGAAAAACACUUCCAACUUCUGAGCAUGCAGGCUCACACUGAGAUACGAGGAACAAACAUUCAUUUCAUUAGCACACAUUGCCAUCUAUAAUAAAGCUAUAACAGGCCAAAUGCUCUAAUUUACGUUUCUGAAACUGUGUCUCCCUCUGGUCACACUGUUGUUACACUUUCAGGAUGCCAAGAAGGAAAAUGGAUCUGGCAAUUGUCACUGGUUGGAAGUGCAAACAAUUUUUCCCUUAACCACAUCAGCUUUGCAGAGUUACCAAGAAUAUAAAACCGUAAAAGCUUACUUCAGUCAUUAAAGAGAUCUGACUCACAAAAAAGGAAUCGCUGUGUUGAGUUACGAGAUGUCAGUUGACAUAGUUACUAAACUGAUUGCCAGAAGCUGGGAAGUUAGCAACUAGCUUUAUUUUUAAAAUUUUUUUUUCCCUAAUUUUCUGCUAACGACUCUUGCCAGAAGGAAGUUGCUCGGGUAGAUGGCUCUUGAGACCUAGUAUAGCAAUGUUUGUGGGUUUGGAAUAGAUGCAUACUUUUACUAGUAUCAUAGGCCACUAUCAAUUAGAUCAUCAGAUGAUAAUAAUAAUUUAAUGUUGUGGUGCCUGAAUUGCUGUCUGUGGCAAUAUCUUAACAUCAUGCAUGCUUUAGCUCUUUCUCUUAACAUCAUGUAUGCUUGAAGACCAGCUCUUGAAAAGAUGAACAGAUGUUAUAGGGCAUUGAUAUUCAAGUUAAAAUUAAAUGGCAGUAGGAAUCUUAAAAGUACAAGAACAUCACUGAGUACUUGAAAAUAAAUUCAAUUUUAACAAAUAAAGAGAAAUGACCCAUUCAAGUAUAAGAAGGGCAAAUAAAGAGAAAUGACCCAUUCAAGUAUAGGAAGGGGUAAGAAACUUCCUUUAAUGAAUUUCUCAGUAUAAGACAUCACACAAAAUAGCUAGUUGGAGAAUACUUUAAGAAAAAAGAAUCAAGAUUCACUUCUCAGGUGAUGGAGAUGUAUAGCUGAGAUCUCUAAAACCUCCUUAGCCUGAGCCUGCUUACAUGUAUUGCUAACCAAAGCCAAUUCUGCAAAAUCACAAACAUAUGACCAUUUUCCUUCCUGCUGCUAGAAACUCUGCCUAAUCUCCCAGCAAGUGGUCCCAUUUGGCUCAUACUCAAAGCCUGAAAAAGAUCCCAGUUUCCUACAGCUUAAUAUGUAUGUCGAUUGAGUGAACAGAGGCAUUACAAGAAACCUCCUGGCAUCCUUACACCUUUACAAGCCUGCAUGUAUUUUAUGCAAACCUAGCAGUACGGCACAGAGCAUGUACUAUUUCUGUGCUUUUUACCAGGCUGGCUAGCCCAUCCACUCAGCGUAACGCUGAGAGGGAGUGCUCGUAUUACACAGUGGUCUUUAUUUUAUAUGAAUACACAGAUCCAAGUGCCGAGCAGUAUGCACAAAUCCUUUACAUUACAGAUCAGCAAGGAGCUCCAUUAAUUUCAGCCAAGACUAGAUCAAGCCACAUGAGGUAAAGGCGUGGGUAAUAAGCCAUUAGAUUUACUUCAGCUUCUCCUGUAGUUACUUUAUGCCUUUUUAAACUUGUCUUAAUUAAAUUAAUUCUGGAACAUAAAAAUCGCUCAGUUUCCACUGAUCUGGAAAUGACUCUUUUUAGGCCAGCAACACUUUUGCCUUGAGACAUUUACUAGAGCUAGAAUAGGAAUCAGUGCUUAUAGCUUACAGAGAUUGUUUUAUUAUCAUGCUUGUUGAGUUUGCUCAGUGAGAUUCAUACCACACUUCCACUGUGCCAAUGUUUGUUUUUUCAAGCAAAAAAGGUUUGUAAAUAAUGGCCCCAGAGUAUUAUCUGACAAACCAGUGUUCUGCUUGAAACACAAAAACAACAGAUGCUACUUUCCUUAUGCAUCUAAAUAAUGGCAAGGUAGUGAGUGGUACUGCUCUUUACAGUACUCAACAUGAUUUGAUCUAUGAAAGUGUGUGCAACUACUUGUAAUCACCAUGUCUACCUUAUGCAAUGGUUUAUGUUCAGGUGCAGAAUCGUCUCUGCAGAAAAGAGAUCUCAUAAAGAAAUCCAGUCUGGAAUCACCAGCAAUGGUACAAGCAACAGUUCCUUGUAGUGCUUGUGAGACUGGCUGGAGAGUACGUAUGAGGCAGGUAAGAGCAACCAAAGCAAACAGCAGCAGGUUUUAAAGGGAUCUUGUGAACAAAGAGCAAAGACCUGGGAAUUGUGAGAUGUGGAUUCUCUUCCAGGAGCUGCAGUAAAAUUACUGUGUAAGCAGGAAGCCAUCAUAAUUGUAGUCAAAAUUAAGCCAGUCAGCCUGAAAUAUGAAGCGUUGUUUUUAAUGUAGCGUUGUUUUUAAUGUCUCUAAUUCAGUGGAGUCCUAAUCUGUGAUAAAAGCCCCAUGAAACUAUUGUAGAAAUUAAUUUAAUAAUUAAUAAUAAAAGGAAUCAUUGAAAAAUCAGGCAGGGGGGGUAGUUGUAUUCAGUAUAUAGGAGAGCUGGGUUUUUUCUCAUUCUAACCUAUGUUUGUACUUUCCUCUUUAUCGUGUUGACGUUUGCAAACAAUAAAAGGGCAUUAUGUGCUGGUCAUUGCAUCUGCUUUUGAGAUAAAUCUGUUAGCAUUCCAAAGGGUCAAGGAACUCUUCCAGGGCAAACAAAUUCUGCAGCACUGAUGCCAGAUGGCGUGUAUAUAAAGUGGAAAAUGAGAAAAGCAAUUUACUGUGUUCUUGUUCCAGGGAGAAGUAUCACCCAGAAGGACAGCAAAAGAGGUGAGAAACUACUGAGAAAUUGAAGAGACAGUUUUCAUCUUCUGUAAUAUGUUGUUUUCUUCAUAUCUGAAAAGUCUAGGUAUAUAGAGGAGCUGCAGUCCUUACUCAGGCAAAAUUAGUCCAAUAUUUAACUAAAUGUUUAUAUAUUGAAUAUAACUAAAUAUUUAUUAUAUUGAGUAUUUAACUAAAUAAUGAAGGGUUAAAUUGAUAACAUAAAGCAUUAUGCAUUAAUUUAUGUAACAGGUUCUAGAUUUAUCUAUAUAGCUCACUAAUACAUAGUCUGUGUUUAGAGAAAUUUUAGUCUCAGACACAAAAUGUUUUUAUCUUACAUUUUUGACCAAAGUCUACAAAAAAGGCAGAAAAUAAUGCAUCCGUUUCUUAACUAUAAAUUAGCAUAGCCUCAGCAAAGGCUAGUUAGCAAUGUCAUUUAUCCAGCUCAGGUGCUAACCACUACUAGCUCACUUGCAGCUGUAUUAAAUGUGUAAUUUCCAAGUGUUCAAAACAACUCUGCAAGUUUUUGAACUAAUCAAUCUUUUCUUCAAAUCUCGUGAAGCAUAGGAAUGUCUCUUGGAAUGGUUCAAAGAUAAAUUCUGGUUGGUGUAAAAAAUUUAAAAUCAGUUUCUUAAAUACUGAAAAUUAUAACAUGUUUUCAUAAAUAGCCUGAACUAUUGGUGGUUUUUAUCUCUUGCCCCUGAAUCUCAAAAAUACGUAGCAGAAGUAUAAGUGUUCAGAUAUAAGCAAAGAGAAAGGAAGAAUGUGUGUCUUAAUAUUUAUGUGUGCACCUUUGCUGAACGUAUUUUAAUUGGUUAUAUAUGUAGCUUUUUGAAAGCAGUCCGUCCUUUUAAUGUUACAGCUUCUCCUAGAAAUAAAGGAUAUAAAUAAAGACUUCCCUCUAUACAGGGAAAAGAACUGAACAACAAUGCUGAGGUUUGCUGUCGCCCUCUUUGCUGUCAUAACGUCAUCUACCUGCCAAAAACACGGAUGUCUGGAAGGGGACACCCACAAACUGAAGCCAAGUCCUGAGCCAAAUAUGCAUGAAUGCACUCUGUACUCUAAAUCUUCCUGUUGCUAUGCAGACUUCACAGAGCAAUUGGCUCAUUCCCCAGUAAUUAAAGUAAGAAACAGCUACUGGAACAGAUGUGGGCAGCUCAGCAAACCCUGUGAAGAUUUCACAAAGAAAAUCGAGUGCUUUUACCGGUGUUCUCCACAUGCUGCUCACUGGAUCCAUCCCAACUACACUGCUGCUAUUCAGUCUGUUCCACUGUGUCAAAGCUUUUGUGACGACUGGUAUGAAGCCUGCAAAGAUGAUUCCAUAUGUGCUCAUAACUGGCUGACAGACUGGGAAUGGGAUGAAAGUGGAGAAAACCGCUGUAAGAGUAAAUGUAUUCCAUAUAGUGAGAUGUACACAAAUGGGACUGACAUGUGCCAGAGUAUGUGGGGGGAGUCAUUUAAGGUGAGUGAAUCCUCCUGCCUCUGCUUGCAAAUGAACAAGAAGGACAUGAUGGCAAUCAAGUACCUCCUCUCCGAAAGCUCAGAGGAAAGCUCCAGCAGCAGCAGCAGCAGCAGCGAGGAGCAUGCCUGCCAAAAGAAACUCCUGAAGUCUGAGAAACUAAAGGGAGAGGAAGGGGAACAGACAAGAUAAAUGCUGG
This is a messenger RNA of Egretta garzetta (little egret), 7697 nucleotides long. RefSeq names its product riboflavin-binding protein. Lineage: Eukaryota; Metazoa; Chordata; Aves; Pelecaniformes; Ardeidae. Gene Ontology annotation, cellular component: external side of plasma membrane. Gene Ontology annotation, molecular function: riboflavin binding; riboflavin transmembrane transporter activity; signaling receptor activity. The transcript is spliced from 7 exons. The record is from RefSeq and is a predicted model, not a curated record. The coding region runs from base 6968 to 7690 and encodes 240 amino acids.